UCGCGCGUGGCCGAGCAAAGCAACAAGACAGGUUUAUUUUUCCUUGCUCGGCGCCGUCACAGAAUAUGGAGAUCGCUGUUAAAUUAUGUGCUCUUGCAGUGUAUAUUCUAUAUUUACUGGAUAUCAUUGACGCACAAAAACCAUGCAAAGUGCCAAACGGAGACGCCGGUACCUGCAUCAAUAUCUCAAAAUGUCAACCGUUGAUGGAACUUUCCAACGUCAAAUACAAAACACCGCAUGAAAAUAUGUACUUCCAACAAUCCUACUGCGGUGGAAACGGACCACGAAAACUUAAAGUAUGCUGCCCUUCAGAGUCCAUGUGGAACAAGUUCGAUCCGAGACCCAUAGUAUAUCCGCAUUCACCGACAGUGCUACUACCGGUGAUACCAAUAACUAACAGUCCAGUGUCUACGGAAAUCAUACCGCAAACAAAACCUCCAGAACCAGUUUUAUUAUCGAGGCCCGCGACAGAGACAUUCGGUAAUCGGAUGGCCCCAGAAGAGAUGAAUGAAGUGAAUAAAUUCUGUGGAAUCGAUACGUCAAGUUCGAACAAAAUUAUCGGUGGAGAGGAGGUCGCAAUUGAUCAGUAUCCAUGGUUGGCUCUUUUGGAGUAUGCUGGAAAUUUUCUCGCUUGUGGAGGCAGUCUCAUCAGCCACAGAUUCGUAUUGACCGCAGCGCAUUGUCUCAAUGGUCUCAAUGGACCGCCGUUACUUGUUCGUCUAGCAGAAUUCAAUACAUCAUCUUUUCCAACCGACUCCGUGAAAUCAGAUGGCGGUGGAUACGACAAUGUUACCGUUCAAAUCGUAGAAGUUAAGAAUAUGUAUCCUCAUCCAAAAUUUAACCGUAACCGUAAGAUACACGACAUCGGUCUUGUAGAACUUAUAGAAAAUGUUGUUAUUACAAAAGAUUUCAUCAAGGCAAUCUGCCUACCGGAAAGGAACUUUUUGCCGGACUUCGACGCGUUGACCAAAUUUACCAUUGCCGGUUGGGGUGGUACGGCAAACGCAUCGGAAUCUGAAGUGAAGCUAGAGCUAUCCGUGCCAUACGUAUCUUGGGACAAAUGCGAAAAAGUGCAAGAACCAGACAUUAUUAACACGCAGAUCUGUGCCGGCGGUAUCGCAGGAAAAGAUUCAUGCAGAGGCGACUCUGGGGGACCUCUGAUGUACGAAUACAACGAGAGAUUUUACGUCGUUGGUGUCAUUAGUUACGGGUCCAGAACUUGUGGAGACGGGAUGCCGGCUACACAUACCAAUGUGAACCAAUACAUGACAUGGAUAAAAGAAACUAUGAGAAUCAAAUUUAACAAUCAACGUAAUGGAUAAUCAAUAUUAGAAUUUAGUUUAAGUAUUAAUUUAGUUCGUAAUCUAUGACCAAAGUUUAUUGUAUUUAAGGACCCCUUUGAAAACUCUUUAGAAGUAAAAUGCAUUACUAAAAUAUAUGCUUACUUCCUAAAUUUAAUAUAAGCUUGACUCAUUA
Molecule: messenger RNA, 1476 nt
Organism: Bicyclus anynana (squinting bush brown)
Lineage: Eukaryota; Metazoa; Arthropoda; Insecta; Lepidoptera; Nymphalidae
Product: phenoloxidase-activating enzyme
Exons: 6
Coding region: 66-1322 (418 amino acids)
Biological process (GO): proteolysis
Molecular function (GO): serine-type endopeptidase activity
Source: RefSeq, a predicted model, not a curated record